ACCUGUUCUUGCUUUAAUCUAGAUCAAAAACCUUUAAAAACAUGUCUGAGAUUGGAGAAAAAAGAUUCAGCAGCGAGCAAAAGCAGCAACAACCUAACAAGAAGUCAAAGAUGGAUGCCCGUAAUGAGCAGAAGUCCACUCUUUUCGCAAGAAAGUCUCACGAUAAAAACUUUGAGAUGAUGGUAAAGGCCAAGAAGGUUUGGGAACAACUCCGUCGUAGUGAUAUCACCCGUGAAGAGCAAAAGAAUUUGAUGGCUAAAAUCAUGGAAAUCAUUGGUGGCAAGGUCCAGGAUGUUAUUUUCAAGCAUGAUGCUUCUCGUAUGAUUCAAACCUGUCUCAAGAAAGGUAAUGCUGAGCAAAGAAACCAAAUUGUCGAGGAACUUAAGGGCAAAUAUGUUGAACUUUCCAAGUCUAUGUACGGUAAAUUUAUCGUUAUUAAGGCUAUUGAGUACUGUCACAAGCAAAGAGAUAGCAUUUUGUCUGAAUUUAGAACCCAUAUCCGUAAAUUAAUUCGCCACAAAGAAGCCUCUACAGUUAUCGAGACCUUUUAUUCUCAAUAUGCCAACGCUACUCAAAGACAUGAAUUAUUAGCCGAAUUCUACGGUCCUGAAAUGACUUUAUUCAAUCGUGGCGGAGGAGCCAAGACCUUGGAUGAUUUAUUGGAAUCAUUCCCCGAAAAGAAGGAUUCUAUUUUGAGAUUUAUGGCCGAUAUGCUUCAAGGGUGUUUGGAUAAGGGAACAAUUGUCAAUAGUAUUGUACACAAAGCUAUGUACCAAUACAUGAUGUUGGCUGAUGAUAAGGGCCGUGAAGAAAUGAUGGGUCACCUCAAAGAAUCUCUCCAAGAAAUCGUUCAUACCCGUGAAGGUGCUUGGGUUGCUAUGAUCUGUCUCUCUAUUGCUGCACCUAAGGAUCGUAAGAACAUUAUUAAGGCUUUCAAGCCUUUCUUACAAAAAAUUGCUUCUGAUGAACAUGGCUACCUUGUUUUACUUCGUCUGUUGGAUGUCACUGAUGAUACCGUUUUGAUUACUAAGGCUGUUCUUGGUGAAUUAAGUAAACAUGCGAAGGAAUUAUUUGCCGAUAAGUUUGGUCGUCGCUUCUUCAUGUAUAUUUUGGCUGGUCGUAACACUAGAUACUUAUCACGCGAAACUGUUGAACUCUUAAAGGAAGGUGAUAAGAUCAGAGUGAGUAAGAAAGAACCUGAGAUUAGAGCUCGUGAAAUUUUAAAGGCCACAUCUCCUCAAUUGAUCAAAUUGGUGACAGAUGACGCUAAUACUCUCAUGAGAGAGAAACUUUCCUCCCAAGUUGUUCAAGAAAUCAUGCUUCAUGCUAUUGGUGACAAAUCUGCUGCUAUCGAAUCUAUUUUAGCCUUAUGUGCUGAAUAUGUUGAAAAUGAACACCACAUCAUUGAAGAUCGUUUCGCUAAUCGUAUUAUCAAGGCUAUGAUCAAGGCUGAUUCUGCCGAGACUGAAAACGAUAAGGCUGUUGAACCUCUUGAGUUUGCUCCCAAGUUACUUGAGGUCAUCAAGCCUAACCUUGCUCAUUUUGCUGUCAACCAUGGUAGUUUCAUUGUCCUCGCUCUUGCUGAAGAACCAUCAACUGCAAAGGAGGUAAAGAAGGAGCUCAAAUCUCACAAGAAGGAAAUUGAAGAAGCUGCUCAAAGCAAUUCUGGUUCCAAGUUAUUAUUGGAAGUUCUUUCCAAGUAAAAAACAACUAUAAAAAAAAACCUGUAAUAUUUCCCUCACUUUUUUUCAACAAACAUCCCCCUUAUUAUCGAUGAUUUAUUAACAUGUACAUUUCUUUUUCUUUCAUAUCAUACUAUGGUGUCAUUUAUUUUGGUUACUUUAAAGUUAUUUAUCAUCGAUCUUUUAGACUAUUCUUUUUCUCUUCUCUCCACACACGCCUACACCCUUUAAAAUUCACUAUUUUGUGUCAACGUAAUUCAUCACCAAUAAAAAAAAUUCACUACAUCA
Molecule: messenger RNA, 1970 nt
Organism: Mucor mucedo
Lineage: Eukaryota; Fungi; Mucoromycota; Mucoromycetes; Mucorales; Mucoraceae
Product: armadillo-type protein
Exons: 4
Coding region: 42-1703 (553 amino acids)
Biological process (GO): regulation of translation
Cellular component (GO): nucleolus
Molecular function (GO): mRNA binding
Source: RefSeq, a predicted model, not a curated record